AUGUCCGAUAUUUCUAGACAUGUUGAAUCCCUAGCCGGGCGUCUGCUCAUUCAGAAUGAUGUAGCUUCGAUGAAGAGGAUCACCGACGAAUUUGCCGACACGCGGCCGGCCGCGGAAACUGCCAAGAUACUUCGACAGGUCUUGGAGAAGCUAUCAAACGGAGCGCAAAGCCGCAGGCGAAUAAGGAAGCUGGUUGUGCACUUUGAAAAAAUUGCAGGAUUAGAAAAGUUGUGGCCAAGGGGCAUAUUUAUCCCUCUUGAAUUCUCUCCGCGUCGGAGGGGCAAGUACGGUUAUAGCUUUCGCCUCAUAGAUGAUCUCUUCACCAUAACCCAUCUUUAUAUUGACGCAGGAAACCCAAAAGAGGUUCUGCUAGCGCUUUGGAACAAGGAUGAGGACGUAGGGGUCAUUGGCCAGGCUCUCUCGGCCGCCGAAAGCAACAAGGUGUCUGAUCAAGCUAUAGGGGCCGCUAAAGCUAUGGCAUUUCGUGUCUUCACAGAGCCUGGUAUCGAAGAGAUUGAGGGUUCUGAGGCAGAUGAAAGCCAUGGUGGAGGUCACGAGUGCGCGAUGGCAGUGGAAGCGGCACGGAGGGCGUCAUCAGAAUCCAAUCUAUCUGGCUAUGACCCGGGAUCUUUCGCUUUUCAUGCUAAUGAUUUAGAUUCGGCGUCUUCAAGACAAGGUGAGGAGUCCCGGAGUGAAGACGACCAAGAGUUAGUUGGGUAUGUAACAUUGCUACCUCGCAACUCAACUGCCGAAAGUCAGACCCCAUUACCACUGGACCCUCGACUGCUAUCCCCGACCGAAGAGACGAAGGAGCGAUAG
Molecule: messenger RNA, 819 nt
Organism: Parascedosporium putredinis
Lineage: Eukaryota; Fungi; Ascomycota; Sordariomycetes; Microascales; Microascaceae
Source: the annotation of a GenBank genome assembly